Molecule: messenger RNA, 1333 nt
Organism: Cuscuta epithymum
Lineage: Eukaryota; Viridiplantae; Streptophyta; Magnoliopsida; Solanales; Convolvulaceae
Source: the annotation of a GenBank genome assembly
CCCACGUUAGCUCAUUCAUCAGCCCAUUGUAGUCUUCACCUUUCCAGACCAACCAGAUAUUUGGCGCGAAAAUCAGUGGCAUUGAUAUUCUUCAGCAAAAUUAGGGCUCCAUUUUUCAAAUUGGGAACCCCAUGUCUCGAAGAACUUCGUCUUGUCAAGUGUCUUAUCAUCCAUAAGAGUGGAGGAUGGCCCCUAGACGAGCUUCAAAGCGCAAGCGGGUCCACGAUGGCGGGCUAAUAACAGUAGAAAAGCAAAAAGGGGAAGAAACACCUGUUGCAGGUUGGAAUGAUACUACCACGUCUAAGAGCUCAGUAACAAAUGGAAAGGAGAAUUCACCUCUCGUGGUGUUCGCUCAUGGCGCUGGUGCUCCUUCCACAUCUGAAUGGAUGGUCAGAUGGAAAAAUAUGUUGUCCAAGGCAUUGAAUGCAAUUGAUGUAGUAACUUUUGACUACCCUUACAUCUCAGGUGGAAAAAGAAAGGCUCCUCCCAAGGCCGAAAAGUUGGUUGAAUUUCAUCUUGAUGUUAUAAGAAAUGAAGUAGCUAAAUACCCUGACCACCCACUGAUCUUGGUUGGGAAGUCUAUGGGGUCAAGGGUCAGCUGCAUGGUAGCUGGCAAGGACAUUGGUGCUUGUGCUGUAGUAUGCUUGGGAUACCCUCUAAAGGGAAUAAACGGCACUGUGAGAGAUGAGACACUGCUACAGCUUAGAGUUCCGGUGAUGUUUGUGCAGGGUAGCAAAGAUGGGCUCUGCCCUUUAGAUAAACUUGAAGCUGUGAGGGAAAAAAUGAGUUGUGCUAAUGAGAUACAUGUGAUUGAUGGUGGUGACCAUUCCUUCAAGGUUGCAAAGAAGCAUCUGCAAUUGACCGAGUCCACUCAAGAAGGAAUUGAAGAUCUGGCUGGUCAUGCUAUUGCCACCUUUGUUUCUAAUUUGAAAAAUAUGUGACAGUUGACGGUCAGUUUCUUGUGCAUAUUGAGAAAUAAUCAUUCAUGGUGUUUUGACUGUUUUCGUUUGCUUCCUUUCUCUGGUAGAUCCUUUUUUGUAUGCUCAGUUUUCCAGGGGAGCUUCUGGACUUCCGGUUUUUCAGUGGUUGGAGAAUAUCUUGCAUAUGUUGCUACUUCAGCACCUUUGAAUCUCAUUUCCUACCAAUAGCCAACUUGAAAGGGUAUAUAUUCAAUUGUAUAUAUAGUUUUGUUUCAUCACCACUUAUUCCAUCUUUUUUAUCAAUUCACGGCACCAUUUGUUGGAAGUCUAUGUAGAAAUCAAAGAUUCUAUGCAGCCAGUUUAGUCAAUGACAUGUCAAGAUUCAAAGUAAACUCUCAUCUUUUUAAAAUUAC